AUGGGCGGAUCCACGGGAACAGGGGCAUUCGACAAUGUGGGCGAUGCGGCCGGCAUCGCCGCGUCGCCCGCUGUGGUGCACUUUGGCGGCUUCCAGCCGGGCGCAGUCCACCGCCAGACCGUGCGGCUGGUCAACACGUCGCCCGACGCGGCCCUGCGGGCGCACGUGAUGCCGCCCGAGUCCCCAUACUUCAAGGUGACGCACCGCCGUUGCCCCGGGGCGACGCUGCCGGGGCUGUCUGACAGCCUGGUGGUCGAGUUCUGCCCGGACCAGCUGCGGUACUAUUAUGACGCCAUACGCGUCCACUCCAGCGGCGGCAACCUGCUCAUCCCGCUGCACGGCUACCCGGCGGCCAACGCGCCCUCGAUCCCCCGCCGCGUCGACUUUGGCCGCGUCCCCAUCGGCGAGCGCGCGGCGCGGCGGCUGCCGCUGCGAUGCAGGAUCCCGAUGGACUUUGAGUUCACUGUGCGGGUGACUAAGCGGAGCGACGCGUUCAGCGUGGCGCCUGCGGCGGGCGUCGUGCCGGCGGGCGGGGCGGCGGAGGUGGAGGUGGUGUUCCAUCCGGUGCGCCAUCAAACAGAGGAGAUGCUGUUCGAGGUGACAGUGGCCGAGUUUGGCGCGCAGCCCAUGGUGUGCACCGUCGUCGGCAGCGCAUUCCCUGGCCUGGCGCGAGACCGGGAGCUGGGGCUGCUGGAAUCUUCCGGUGGUGUGGCAGCGCGCACUGCCACUGCAGCAGGGGAAGGAGCCGAGGAGGCGAGAGCCGUGGCGAGUGGCGGCGCACAAGACAGCAGCGGCGGCGAGGAGGGCGACUGCUUCCCCAGCGGGGCGGCAGAGGGCGAUGCCAAGCUCGCAGGCAGCAGCGUCAGUAAGGGUUCAGGGCAUAAGUCUGGCAGUGGCAGCGGUGGCGGCGGCGGUGGGGCCAGGGGGGAUGCCUUCUCCCGCCGCCACAGCCCACCCCGCGGCCGCCGGCGCGAGGGCUCCGAGCCGGGCUCACUCCUGCGGCUCGCCCGGGGAGGCGCCCUGCUGGCGUCGCUCGGCGGCGCGGGUGAUGCCGACGCGGCGGAGCUACGGCAGGGGGACGUGUUUGUGCCGCAGCACCUGCGUGGUCACGGUGACGUCAGCUAUGUGCUCAACCAGGCGCCCGGGAAGCUGCGCACCAAAGACGUCAAGGCCGCCAUCUCCAUGCGCCGCGCUGAGCUGGCUGAGGAGCAGAGGGCGCUGGCGGCGCUUGCGGCCGCGGGCGGUGCGGCGGGCGUGGACGCGCUGGACCGGCCAGGGCUCGCACCAGCGCUCAAAGAGGCGCUGUUCCAGCUGCAGCUGCGCAGAGCAGAGGAGGCCUCCAAGCGCUGCACAGGCCUGGUGGGGGCCGGCGGCGACGUCGUAGGCGGCGACGUCGUAGGCGGCGACGCCCCCAGCCCCCGCGCGAUCGCCGCCGCGCGCGAGGCGCGGGCGGCUGCGGCGGCGGCGCACCAACGGGAAGUGGAGGAGGCGGCCACGCACAGGCUGGAGUGUGAGAUGUCUGAGACAGGGGCGUUGCACGUGCUGCCGCAUCAUCUUUCCAGCAGCAGGGAGGGCGGCAGCACACGGGAUGGCGAGGAGCAGCAGCAGCAGCACGACCAGGAGAGCCCCAGGCCGGGCUCCGAGGCCGGUGCAGGGCCACCGCACUCGGCAGCGGGCGGCGGUUACGCCGGCCUGGAGGGAUUUGCGCCACAGUGGGUGCAGCUGGAGUCAAACCACUGGCGGAAACGAGUUCAGGUGAUGCAGCGUUUCAUCAGCGCCGCGCGAGUGGUGAUAUACCGGCUGAGGGCGCAGAAGCGGCUGCAGCAGAUCAAGGCCAUCUCGUCCCGCCUGGCAGGCGACGGCGACGGCAUCGCAGGCGCGGCCGCCCAGGCCCUGUUGCUGCAGUCCUCCAAGGUCGACCGCCCCGGCGUCGACCCCGCACUCCUCGCCAAGCCGGCUCUCAUCGCCGCUGACGCGCUGCCACCCUUUGGGGAGGACCGUUUUGAGAGCGUUGCCGACGCCCUGGCUGCUGCCGGCGCCGGGGCGGGUGGGCCGGCCGGCUGCGGGGUUGUUGAGGGGCUGCUGGGCGUGGGGCCUGACCCGGGGUAUGCCGACUGGGACCAGCUGGAGCCGGAGCCGUACGCGGCUGAGUACGAGUACCGGCUGCUGGGGUACAGCCCCGAGGACAUGCCAGGCCUCGUGCCUUACAUGCCGCCCCUGGCCGACCAGCCGCUGCUUUCAGGCGCCUCAGAGGACAGCAUAGCGCCGCGCCCGGUGGGGGCGCCGCCGGACGCCGCGCUGGCCGCGGCGCUUGGGCAAGGCGCGCCAGACGCGCUGCGGCAGAUGCCGCUGGCCUGCUACGAGAUUGGCGCCAGGUAUGCGGGCGGCGACGCGUAUGCGCAGCCGCAGCCCGUUUGGGGCAUCGACAUGGACCAUCUGGUGCAGCCCGCGCUGCUGCCGCGCCAUGAAUCUUGGCGCUCCGAGGCGGCCGGGUCGUGCAGCGUCCGGGCGCUGGCAGGCGCGGCGGUGCUCGCGCAGCGGUGGCAGCCUGCAAAUUUGCCAUGGGAGGCGGACCCGUCGCCGUUCCCCGCUCCCCUGGGCCGCGCCGACCCCUCAGAGCUGUUGGUUGACCGAGCAGAGGACGCGGACAAGCCGCGCCCCGUGCCGGCGCUGCCGACCGACAGGGCGCUAGCCGCGUUCCUGCCGGCCGCGGCGCAGGAGCCGCUGGAGCAGGCGGCUGUCCUGCAAUU
Monoraphidium neglectum is the source of this 2750-nucleotide messenger RNA. RefSeq lists its product as hypothetical. NCBI's taxonomy places the organism in Eukaryota, Viridiplantae, Chlorophyta, Chlorophyceae, Sphaeropleales, Selenastraceae. The record is from RefSeq and is a predicted model, not a curated record. The annotation marks the transcript as partial. Gene Ontology annotation, cellular component: cilium. The transcript is spliced from 12 exons. Gene Ontology annotation, biological process: cilium movement; cilium assembly.